AUGAGUAAAUGUAUAACAUAUACAUACAUAAUAAUAUUAAUACUUAUCAAAUGUGUAUACAGUGCAGAUAAACAGCACACAUCUGUAGAUACAGAAGAUGAAGAUAAUAAUUUUGACACAGUUGUAAGAGAAUUAGAAUCAUUAGUAACUGAAGAUGAUAAAACAGCUGGUGAUACAGUAAUUUCAGAUAAUCUUAUGCAACAUGGACUUGGACAUAUUAUUAGUCAACCAAUAUACGUACCAGAACAACCAGAUCAACCCACACAACCUACACCUACACAACCAGAACAACUACCGCCUGAACAACCACACGCUUAUGAACCAGGAUAUUAUACUGAACCAUAUCAACAAUAUCAACCACCUCCAGCUCAACCUGAUUAUGAAGAAGUAUCUGCUGGUUAUGAUCCAUUUCAUUACCCUACAGCUCCAGAAAAAUCUCCACAAGAGGAUAAACAACCCAUCCACUAUCAUGGACCUACUCAGCCAAUACCACAACCUCGUCAACCACAACAACCACAUCAGCCUCAGAAAAUUUAUCAACCACCUUAUCAACCUCCGUAUCAAUAUUAUCAAGCUUAUAUACCAACACAACCUAUACCAUCUCAACCCCCGUAUCAACCAGGAUAUCCAAUACCUUAUCAACCUAUUCAACCUCCACCAGGUCAAUUCAGACCACAGCCACAACCACGACCACAAAUUCGACAGCCUAUAUCAAUUCAUCCUCAACAACCAAAGCCUCCUUAUCAACCAACUCGACCUAUAGGUAUACCAACACCUAAACCUACACAACCCAGUUAUCCUCCAAAGCAAUCAAUUCCUGAAGGGGUAUAUAAAAUUCCAGUACAACUAGGACCAAGUGGAUUACCUAAACCGACUCAUUUAGGUACGAGCAUACAGGAUUAUCAAUCCAGACCUCUAAUAAAAACGGGGCCUGAUUUGUUAGGUCCACGUCCCGGGCUUCCUAAAUCACAUCCACAAUCUAAAGAUGGAUUAUUAGGCCCAGCACCAGGACCAUUAAGAUAUCCUUCGGAUAUAAUGGCUCAAAAACGUGAAAUUGAAACUCCAUUAAAUGAAACUAGUGAACUAGCUGAAAUAAUAAAUAGAUGUAAAAAAAUAAAAUUUAUGAAAAAAAAUGAGGAAGGAAAUCUUGUUGAACUUGACACUAAAGAUUACAUGAUUUCAUUUAUUAAUGAGAAUAUAACAAGAUAUAAAUUCAAUGUAGAAGUUGCAGGAAUAAAGUAUGACGGUGAAAUGGUUUAUCAGCAUAAUCCUAUGCACCCCUAUCCUAAUAAAAUAACAUUUAAUAAAAAGUAUAUUGCUUUUUUUGUUCAACUCAACAGGGUAUUUAUAAUGUUCAAAUAUAAAAAUGGGAUAUGGAAAAUUAAAUUGAACAAAAUUCCAUCAACUCUUAGAUUAUACAGAACUGUUGAAGGCAAUUAUGUUGAACUAAAUGACAAUAAUUACCAUGUUGAUCUUUGCAUGGCUGGUUUUAUUAAGUUUAUAUUUAAAAAUGGUAUUAAAUGUACUAAAAUCAUGGUUAAAAAUCAGGUCGUUUGGGAACAGCGUGAUAAUGAUGAACUUUGCCCAUUGGAAGUAUGUAUAAGCAAAACUAUGAGAUUUUAUGUUUAUUUUGAACGAUAUGUUAUGGUAUUUGAUAGGGUUAGUGGGAUAUAUACUCAUGUAGACCUCAAACCAAGGAUCCCAUUACGAUAA
Messenger RNA from Theileria annulata, 1713 nucleotides. Its product is annotated as Theileria-specific sub-telomeric protein, SVSP family, putative. The record is from RefSeq and is a predicted model, not a curated record. The transcript has a single exon. Bases 1 to 1713 code for a protein of 570 amino acids. Lineage: Eukaryota; Apicomplexa; Aconoidasida; Piroplasmida; Theileriidae.